GGCCCAGAAGAGCCCGGCCGCGGAGGCCGGGGGGCGCCUUUCUCUUUAAGAGCCGCACGGGCGCUCCUGAUUGGCUGUAGCUAUGCAGGAUUUUCUUCCACACUCCCUCGGAGCGCUCCCUCCCGCGUCACCGGUCCAGCUCCGUUUCCACAGCACCCCUCCCCGGCCGCGCGUCCUUCCCGCCCCGCGCGCGCCUGCUCUUUCUCGCCGCCGAGUUCAGCCCGGGCAGCCGUAUGGGGGAUACGCCAGCAACAGAUGCCGGCCGCCAAGAUCUGCAUUCCUAGGCCACGCUAAGACCCUGGGGAAGAGUGCAGGAGUCCGGGAGAAGGGCUGGAAGGAGGGGACAGGACGUGCGGAGAAUUCCCCCCUAAAAGGCAGAAGCCCCCGCCCCCACCCUCGAUCUCCGCUCGGGCCGAGGGCCUGCCUGCCUGCUGCUGCUGCGGGCGCCCACCUCGCCCAGCCAUGCCAGGCCCGGCCACCGACGCGGGGAAGAUCCCCUUCUGCGACGCCAAGGAAGAAAUCCGUGCCGGGCUCGAAAGCUCGGAGGGCGGCGGCGGCCCGGAGAGGCCAGGCGCGCGCGGGCAGCGGCAGAACAUCGUCUGGAGGAACGUCGUCCUGAUGAGCCUGCUCCACUUGGGGGCCGUGUACUCCCUGGUGCUCAUCCCCAAAGCCAAGCCGCUCACUCUGCUCUGGGCCUACUUCUGCUUCCUCCUGGCCGCUCUGGGUGUGACAGCUGGUGCCCAUCGCUUGUGGAGCCACAGGUCCUACAAGGCCAAGCUGCCUCUGAGGAUAUUUCUGGCUGUCGCCAACUCCAUGGCUUUCCAGAAUGACAUCUUCGAGUGGUCCAGGGACCACCGAGCCCACCACAAGUACUCAGAGACGGAUGCUGACCCCCACAAUGCCCGCCGGGGCUUCUUCUUCUCCCAUAUCGGGUGGCUGUUUGUUCGCAAGCAUCCGGAUGUUAUUGAGAAGGGGAGAAAGCUUGACGUCACUGACCUGCUUGCUGAUCCUGUGGUCCGGAUCCAGAGAAAGUACUAUAAGAUCUCCGUGGUGCUCAUGUGCUUUGCGGUCCCCACGCUGGUGCCCUGGUACAUCUGGGGAGAGAGCCUGUGGAAUUCCUACUUCUUGGCCUCUAUUCUCCGCUAUACCAUCUCACUCAAUGUCGCCUGGCUAGUCAACAGCGCCGCCCACAUGUAUGGAAACCGGCCCUAUGACAAGCACAUCAGCCCUCGGCAGAACCCACUCGUCGCUCUGGGUGCCAUUGGUGAAGGCUUCCAUAAUUACCAUCACACCUUUCCCUUUGACUACUCUGCGAGUGAAUUUGGCUUAAAUUUUAACCCAACCACCUGGUUCAUUGAUCUCAUGUGCUGGCUGGGGCUGGCCACUGACCGCAAACGGGCAACCAAGCCGAUGAUCGAGGCCCGGAAGGCCAGGACUGGAGACAGCAGUGCUUGAACCUGGAACAGCCAUCCCACAUGUCUGCCAUUGCACCCUCGGUUCAUGGCUUUGGUUACAAUAGUUCUCUUGUACAUUGGAUUGUGGGAGGGGCAGAGGGUGGGGAAGGAAUGGAAUUAUGUGGCUUGGGAAUUUUUUUGUUUCUCUCAAAAUAAUGUUGAAAUACAAUUAUCAAUGAAAAAA
This is a messenger RNA of Cercocebus atys (sooty mangabey), 1638 nucleotides long. RefSeq names its product stearoyl-CoA desaturase 5 (gene SCD5). NCBI's taxonomy places the organism in Eukaryota, Metazoa, Chordata, Mammalia, Primates, Cercopithecidae. The transcript has 5 exons. The coding region runs from base 463 to 1455 and encodes 330 amino acids. Gene Ontology annotation, biological process: lipid metabolic process. Gene Ontology annotation, molecular function: oxidoreductase activity, acting on paired donors, with oxidation of a pair of donors resulting in the reduction of molecular oxygen to two molecules of water. The record is from RefSeq and is a predicted model, not a curated record.